CCUCCGCUCUCCGGCGCUCGAAAGUUGCAUUUGCAGCGACUCGUCUUUGCGUCAAGUGAGGCGCAAGCAUCGUAGAAGUUGCGUAUCGACGCAGCAGCAGCGCACACGCACCGCUGAAAAGCGCGCAAGAGAUUGCGCGGACGCAGCAAAGCCAAGCGAUUGCAGCAGCAAAGCAGGCAAAGCGAGCAGCACUCAGGCAGCGCGAAGCAGGCGCGUCGCAGUAACAGAGACAACAGCAGCAGUUAAAACCAUGUGCGGCAUCCUCGGCAUCUUCGACGUCGCCCCGGGCACGACGCAAUCUACGCUACGAGCGAAGUUGAUAGAAUGCGCGCGACGCAUGAGACACCGAGGUCCUGAUUGGAGCGGCUACCAGCUCAUCUCCCAGGGCAAGGACAAGCAGGAGCUGGGCGCCGGCCAGCACGCGUCGUCCGAGUCCCUCCAGCGACUGUGCAUUGCCGAGCAUGGCGUCCGGGGCGCCGCAAAACAUGCGAUCGCGCAUGAGAGAUUAGCCAUCAUCGACCCCGAGAGCGGCGCGCAACCGUUGUUUGCGGCCGAGUGCAAACAGGCCGGCAUCGAGGAAGGGAGCAUCAUCGUGGCCGCGAACGGCGAGAUUUAUAAUUACAAGGAGCUGUAUGAGUUACUGAAGAAGGAGGGCGUGCCCUACGAGCCGAACACCGGUUCCGACUGCGAGGUGCUCAUCCCGCUCUACGUCAAGUUCGGCCUGGAAAAGGCCUGUAGCCUGCUGAGGGGUAUGUUCUCGUUCAUCAUCUACGACCAAAGGACGGGCUUUUAUGGAGCGGCUAGAGAUCAUAUUGGUAUUACAUCAUUAUACUUGGGCAGAGGUAGUGACGGGUCGGUCUGGAUCGCCUCGGAGAUGAAAUCGUUGGCGAGAGACUGUCCUGACGUCGAACAAUUCAAGCCGGGCCACUGCUGGCGGAGCGACACGCAGCAGUACGCCCUGUGGUACGCCCCGACGUGGCGGUCGGGCGUCUUGCCGUCGACGCCCUGCGACUUUACGAAAUUACGGGAGGCCUUCGUCAAGGCCGUCAGUGACUCAGCGUCUUCGUUGAACUUGAACCUGACGCGGUCGCGGCGAUGGCGUCCUCGCGAUGCCACGAUGGCGUCGUCAUGAUCACACGAGAGAGUCUACGCGCCUCGUGACGGCGUCCGUGCCACACAGGUGGAGCGACGCAUGAUGUCCGACGUGCCGUGGGGCGUCUUGUUGUCUGGAGGUCUCGAUUCUUCCCUCGUCGCGAGUGUCGCCCAGAGAACACUCACGCGCAAGGCGCAGGGCGAAGGCGCCAGUUCGUGGAUGUCGAAGCUCCAUAGCUUCUCCGUGGGACUGAAGGGCUCGCCGGACCUCGAAGCUGCUCAGAAAGCGGCAGACCACAUCGGCACGCAGCACCACCCCUACACGUUUACUCUACAAGAAGGCUUGGACGCGGUGGCCGAGGUCGUCCAUCAUCUCGAGACGUACGACGUCACGACCAUCAGAGCGGCCACUCCCAUGUUCCUCAUGUCGCGCAAAAUUAAAGCCAUGGGCGUGAAGAUGGUCCUGUCGGGCGAGGGCGCCGAUGAAAUACUAGCAGGCUACCUCUACUUCCACAAGGCCCCCAACAAGCAGGAGCUCCACGCCGAAUUAAUUGACAAAGUGGCCCAGCUCAACAUCUACGACUGCCUCCGCGCCAAUAAGAGCACGAUGGCCUGGGGCGUCGAGGCUCGGGUACCCUUCCUCGAUGCCGAUUUUUUGGAAGUGGCCAUGAACAUCGACCCGAAAGAAAAAAUGAUCGACGUGAGCAAGGGCCGCAUCGAGAAGUACAUCCUGCGCAAGGCCUUCGACACGCCGGACGAUCCCUACUUACCAGCAGACAUAUUAUGGAGGCAGAAGGAGCAGUUUAGUGAUGGCGUCGGGUAUGGCUGGAUCGACGCGCUCCGAGAUCACGCCGACGCGCAGGUGUCGGACCACCAGUUCGCGGUGGCCAAACAUCGCUUCCCGUACAACACGCCGGCGACGAAGGAAGCGUAUUACUACCGCCAGAUCUUUGAUGGGAUCUACCCGUCGCUCGGGGCGGCGCGCACGAUCCCCGAGGGCAAGUCCAUUGCGUGUUCUACCGAAAGGGCAUUAGCUUGGGACGCGUCGUUCCGGGGCCGGGCGGACCAGAGCGGUCGUUCGGUAGGCGUCCACACGGCGGCCUACGACGCGUCCUUCGACGUCGACGCGGACAAGAAGAAGGCCGGGCGGGACGACGUGAACUCGGUGGGCCUCGAGUUCUAGGUUUCGGGGCGCUGCCUCCCCGUGUACACAAGAUACCUUGCUUAUCACUGUAGUAGGGGCGCGCGGCGACGGCGUCUCGGGG
Molecule: messenger RNA, 2357 nt
Organism: Pelagomonas calceolata
Lineage: Eukaryota; Pelagophyceae; Pelagomonadales; Pelagomonadaceae
Source: the annotation of a GenBank genome assembly